AGAAGAACCUUUUCAUCUGUUCUCGCAUCGACCCGGACUUUUUUCGAGGUGUACUUGACUUGUGCGCUGUGUCUUCAUGCCGAUAAGAAACAAGCCAAGAGAAGGCAAACGCAAACCUCACUAGUUGAAUCGCAUUAGUAAAUCUAUGCUACUGCUACUCAAAGGUUACAUUCAUAUCUCUUGUCAAAAUUCUAAAAAGGGACCUGAUCGGCCCCGUCAAUGGCGCUGCGAGCCUGUGGCUUCAUUGUGUUUCGACGUCUUGCAAGUUGUGCUCCUCCACAAGACCCCAUCGAGUACCUCCUCUUGCAGACCUCAUAUGGAGAGCACCACUGGACCCCACCCAAGGGCCACGUGGACCCAGGUGAGGAUGACCUUACCACAGCCCAUAGAGAGACCAAGGAAGAGGCAGGGCUUGGCGCAGAGGAUCUUCAGAUAAUUGAGGGCUUCCUGAAGGAGCUUCGCUACGAGGUCAGAGGCCGACCCAAGGAGGUGCUGUACUGGCUGGCCGAGCUCCGAGACCCGGGGGCGAAGGUCACUUUGUCCAGUGAGCACCAGAACUACCGUUGGGCCCGGUUGGAGGACGCCUGCAGUCUGGCCCAGCACAAAGACAUGCAGGACACUCUGAGAGCAGCACACAGAUACUUGGAGGCUCAGCAGGACAAGCAGUGACACAGGGAGUCAUCAUUGAGGAGAGGCUUCAAGCGGAGUUUUGCCAUACUCGAAAGACAAAA
Hippocampus comes (tiger tail seahorse) is the source of this 731-nucleotide messenger RNA. RefSeq names its product nudix (nucleoside diphosphate linked moiety X)-type motif 2 (gene nudt2). NCBI's taxonomy places the organism in Eukaryota, Metazoa, Chordata, Actinopteri, Syngnathiformes, Syngnathidae. Gene Ontology annotation, biological process: AMP biosynthetic process; ATP biosynthetic process. Bases 220 to 669 code for a protein of 149 amino acids. The record is from RefSeq and is a predicted model, not a curated record. The transcript is spliced from 4 exons. Gene Ontology annotation, molecular function: bis(5'-nucleosyl)-tetraphosphatase (asymmetrical) activity.